Aphanomyces astaci is the source of this 345-nucleotide messenger RNA. RefSeq lists its product as hypothetical. The coding region runs from base 1 to 345 and encodes 114 amino acids. The transcript is spliced from 2 exons. Lineage: Eukaryota; Oomycota; Saprolegniomycetes; Saprolegniales; Verrucalvaceae. The record is from RefSeq and is a predicted model, not a curated record.
AUGCCUGCCCAGAGUUUGGACGGUGUGCGGAGUACUGUCGAAGACCAUGGUGUGGCAGCUGGCAACAUUACACGAUCGGUUCUAGAGUCGUCCAUUGCCAGUCGGAACAUGGCCCUCAACCCCUCGGAGCAAGAGGUCUCUACGUCGAUCGACACGGCACGAUGCCUUUUCGACCAACUCUGCGGUGAAAUAUCAGCGAAACGUGUGCGGUGUGACGGGCAGCUCAAGAUAACGACGCUGGUCCGUCUUCACCACCAACUCGAGCCUUCCAAGAAGCCUCGGGUCUUCAUGAAGCGCAAACGCUCGAACCAGCGAGCAGGCAGCCAGUCAACGACCAUGUUCUGA